Aureobasidium subglaciale EXF-2481 is the source of this 1399-nucleotide messenger RNA. RefSeq lists its product as uncharacterized. The transcript has 5 exons. NCBI's taxonomy places the organism in Eukaryota, Fungi, Ascomycota, Dothideomycetes, Dothideales, Saccotheciaceae. The record is from RefSeq and is a predicted model, not a curated record. Bases 150 to 1196 code for a protein of 348 amino acids. Gene Ontology annotation, molecular function: dioxygenase activity.
CAGCUGAUUGCGAUGUUGGAUUCUCCUCAUAUUGAAUAUCGUUUCCCGCACAAGCCGCCACAACGAAGUAUAUCAUUCGGCUGUGACAUCCUGUACGCUUCACUCAGAAUCAUCUCACCAUUCUGCUUGCUGUCAAGAAAAAGACAAUCAUGAUUGCCAAACUAGAUGCCUCUCGCCAGGAAUCUGCCAUUCAGGUCAUCGAUAUUUCGGCAUGGCUGGAUCCGCAAGCUACCAGCGAGGCUCGUGAAGCCGUGAUUGAAGCAUUGCACUUUUCUUGCAGAACUCAUGGCUUCUUCUCGUUGAUCGGCCACGGCGUAUCGCUUGACCUGCAACGCCAAGUGCUGGUUUGCGCGAAGACGUUUUUCGCCAUGCCGAUGGAGGACAAGAUGGAAGUUUCCAUGGCAAAGUCUGUGGGAAUGUCAAAUCGGGGAUAUGAGGUGCUCCAAGGUCAGGCAUUGCAACCUGACGCGUUGCCUGAUUUGAAAGAGGGCUAUUUUAUUGGAGCAGAAGUAGCAGCUGGUGAUCCAAGAGCAGGAAAAUUCCUGCAUGGUCCGAACAUGUGGCCCUCCACACUCAAUGAAUCAGACUUCCAGACACCACUAAUGGAAUAUCUGUCCCAAAUGACAAAAGUGGCAGAGCUCCUACUAGAGAUGCUAAGACAAGCGCUGCCAAAGCCACCACCAGAAGACAUGUUUGAAGAAUUCAAGCAGAAACCGUCGACAAACUUGCGGUUGCUUCACUAUCCACCCCAAAGAUCGUUUGAUGAAAGGCAACUUGGUGCUGGUGCACACACAGACUUUGGAGGAAUCACACUGUUGCUGCAGCAGUCAGGCGCGCCCGGUCUGGAGGUCUGGCAUCCACAGACCUCAGCGUGGAUCCCUGUGCUAGCAGUUGAAGAUCAUCUUGUCGUGAACAUCGGAGAUCUUCUUAACCUCUGGACCAACGGGUACUUUCUUAGUGCUGUCCAUCGCGUCAUCAAUCGCGCGCCUACAGAUCGCUACAGUGCACCUUUCUUUUAUAAUGGCAACACAGCCUGCAACUUCUCACCUCUAGACAUGGGAUUUAGACCGAUGAACACGACUGUGCAGACUGUAGAAGGGCACAUUCUGGGCAAGCUUAAGGCGACAAGAGAGAAGACUCAAAAUGCAAAGGCGAAUCCCUUACCUAAGAAUUGCGAGGUGGAAGUGCAGAGUUAAGUGCAUAGUAGAUAUCGGAAAGAGCUAACUUUCUCGGAUAUAUUAGCGACAGCUUAAGGACUUUAUUAAUCGUUUCUCUCUUUACGCUCCCCGCUUAGACGCUAACUAACCUUAGAUUAAUUGAUUAAUUAAUUUUUUAGGGGUUUAGGAUUAAGGGUUUAGUAUUUAGACUACUAUAGACAUUUAACUAUAUUUAAAGGGCG